AUGGAUCACGACCACGACCACCUCCAGCCAGACAGUCCGCUCAUGACGAUGUCCAACUCCUUCUUGCGCGAUGGCAUGUUGCAGCUGUCCAUACCUGGCCCGAGCAGAGAUCCGGUGUACUACAUCUCAGAUGGGAACAGCGUGCUGCUGGUGGAGAAUACUCUAUUUAAGGUGCACAGGUCGAUCCUCACGAAGGACAAGUCCGCUUUCGAGACGAUGUUCCAGCUAUCCUCGGAGACGGACUCGUCACGAUCGGACAGCAGCAUGGCGGCAGCGCCGGAAGGGGAGAACGACGACAACCCCAUCCGACUGCAGGGCGACAGCCCAGACGAGUUCCGGGCGCUCCUCUGGGCGCUGUAUGCACUGCCGCACGAGCUCAUGCUCGCCACGACGCCGGACGCAAACUGCAUGCAGCUCGUCCACCUCGCACGCAUCACGCACAAGUACCAGUUCCGCUCUAUCGAGACCUGGGCGCUCGGUGCGCUGCACAUCUUCUACUCCCGCCCGGGCGCGUUCGACCUGCCCGGGAUCCCGCCCGGGCUCCCGCACACCACCCCACCCCCGGAGGUGCCGUCGCUCGUUGCGAUCACGGAGCUAGCUGCACUGUGCGAGCGCCAGGACCUCAUGGAGCUCACCGUUGCGCAGUGGAAGCACCAGAUCGGCGAGGGCAAAGACCUCGCGCUCGCGAUCGGCAUUGGGGAGCGCCUCAACCUGCGCGGCAUGCUCGGCCUCGCGUACCACGCGAUGAUGCUCAAGGGGAAGCUGCACUGGGACGCAGAGCCCGCACUCACGCGGGAGCAGCGUGUGCGUCUGCUGUGCGGGUAUUAUACCCUCGGGAAGCUGUGGGAGAGCUUGCCGGCACAGCCCCCAGCGCUUUCGCAUAGUGCGAGAUGUACGAGCCAGCAGCGCUGCUCGAAGGCGUGGGGGGCGCUGUGGAAGGCUGUGCUGGAGCUGGGGACGGAGAUCAUACCCGGGUUACAAAGGGAAGACGUAUUGGCGCGGCUCGUGCUAGCAGAGUGCACAAUAAAGAGCCUCAUAGAGCGGGAUCUACAGGUACAGGGAGUUUCGGAUCGACUACCGCAUUGCAAGGAGAGUGCGCUCAUUGCAACGACGAUGAGAGUGCGGGAUUUUAGGGAGGCGCUGUCGGACUAUUUCUCGGAUGACUUUUGA
Sparassis crispa is the source of this 1170-nucleotide messenger RNA. RefSeq lists its product with no specific name. The coding region runs from base 1 to 1170 and encodes 389 amino acids. Lineage: Eukaryota; Fungi; Basidiomycota; Agaricomycetes; Polyporales; Sparassidaceae. Gene Ontology annotation, molecular function: protein binding. The record is from RefSeq and is a predicted model, not a curated record. The transcript has 3 exons.